AUGGAGGAGGAUAUAGAAAGUAGGUCUCACGAAUGCGGUAUUUGUGGUAAAAGUUUUCGUUCGAUUAGUAAACUAAGAACCCAUCAAUUGACGCACACCGGGGAACGACCACAUAAGUGCGACACUUGUGGCAAGGGAUUUACUCAAAAUUGUAACUUGAAACGCCACGUGCGAUUGCACUUCCCUGAUAUGCCACUGAAUCAAAAGAAAAUUGUUAAACAGAGAAAGUUGCACGAAUGCGGUAUUUGUGGUAAAAGUUUUCGUUGGAUUGGUCAUUUCCAAAACCACCAAAACAAACAUACUGGGGAACGACCACAUAAAUGUGAAAUUUGUGGCAAGGGAUUUGCUCAAAACGGUCAUUUAGAAAAACAUUCACGAUUGCACUUUCCUGAUAAUCCGCAAAAUCUAGGAAGGAAGAUUAAUCAAAGUAAGUUGCACCAAUGCGGUAUUUGUGAUAAAAGUUUCCGUUUGAUCAGUGGUCUCAGAAGCCACCAAACGACACACACUAGAGAACGACCACACGAGUGUGAAAUUUGUUGCAAAACAUUCACUCAAAAGAGUCGCUCGACAGCCCAUUUACGAUCGCAUUUUUACGAUGAGACACAAAAUCAACAUAAAUGUGAAGUUUGCGAAAAAGUACUAAACGACAUGCGGAGUAAAACUAUUCACAUGAGACAACACACAGGGGAAAGACCAUAUAAAUGUGAUGAGUGUGGAAAGGGCUUUUGUGACAAAAGUAAUUUGAGAAAACAUAUGAAUCGACAUACAAAGAAAUUUGUCUGUGGAAUCUGUAAACGGCAAUUUGGCUGCAAGUCUCAUCUUAAUCAUCAUAUGCUUACACAUACAAAAGAGAAGAGAUUUGGAUGCACAAUUUGCGAUAAGUUAUUUGCACGUAAAGAGAAUUUAAAGUUGCACAUGAGAAGACAUACUAAUGAAUAUCAAUUCAAAUGUGAGAUAUGUGGCGUCAUCAAGGUGCAGCAAUGCGAACUGAAUAUUCAUAUGCGUACACACACGGGUGAAAAACCAUUUAUCUGUAAAUUAUGCGGAAAGACAUUUAGUCAACAAGGUAGUCUGACUCUUCAUAUGCAAACAGUACAUUCCAACGCAAAGCCUUAUGAAUGUGAGAUAUGUGAAAAAAAAUUUGCCGUACAAGCAUAUGUCAACGCCCACAUAAAGCGUAACCAUUCGAAAUGCAAAAGUGAUUUAAAUACAGACAAAGUUGAACAGGAACGUAUUGAUCACAUGUAUUCAGAGAGCACCGUUAUUCCUUAUCAGGUCGAUCAAAACGAAGAGACGUCGCAGCAUAAAUUACAAACACCUCAAGUAAUUGAAAUCAAAGAAGAGUUGCACUCAGGAUCUGAUCACGAAUAACUUGAAUUAUAUGCGCAAGGUGUUAUGAACAUUCUCGCACCAUUGAUUCACUUUUGCCACACUUCUGAUGGAUGAAAGUUUUGCUCGCCUGGGACAUGAACCUCUCUCAGGAAAAAUACUUUUUCAUACACAACUGAUGUAUUUGAAUCAGAAUGUUUGUCAGUGAAUAAGAUUUGAUAUUUUUCUUAUGGUCAGAGUACAUAUUCGGUCUCACCACCAUUCCUGCUUUGAAUAACAGCAGCAAAUAUCAAGCGCAACUCGUACGAAGAAAACAUAAAAAUGAACUAUUUAUCUUGUAGCGUAUAUGAAUAUUUUUGGCGCUACCGAAGUAUGUGCACCAAGAUGGCCCACAACCUGAACCCUGACCCGGUACACAUAAUAUGUUCGGGUUGUUCGUAAUCUUGGUGCACAUAACUCUGGAGAUCCAUAUUUUUUUAAAAGUUGACUUAAAAGUGUAACUCAAAUUGAAACGGAUUUCAAAUUAUGUGUUUUUAUGUAUAUCACUGCAAUAAAAGCCACCACGGCGUCCUGGCACAA
Molecule: messenger RNA, 1908 nt
Organism: Styela clava
Lineage: Eukaryota; Metazoa; Chordata; Ascidiacea; Stolidobranchia; Styelidae
Source: RefSeq, a predicted model, not a curated record